Messenger RNA from Lactuca virosa, 1089 nucleotides. The record is from the annotation of a GenBank genome assembly. Lineage: Eukaryota; Viridiplantae; Streptophyta; Magnoliopsida; Asterales; Asteraceae.
AUGGUUCCCAUAACCUAUGAGUCUUGGCUGGAAGUUAGUGAAGAAGUAAGGGAAGGGUUAUGGCAAUAUGUUUUGGAAAAGUUUGUAGUUGACCCAAUGAGCCAGAAGCAAACUCUCCAAUCGAUCGGGAAGAAGUGGAGAAACUUCAAACAUUAUCUAUAUGCCAAGCUCAUUAAGAACCGCAGUAAAGAUCCCAAGGCAAAUCUAUUAAAACCUCUGAAAGAUUAUCCGUUUAUAAAGAAAGAAGACUGGAAAGUUUUUGUAUCCCAUAGAGUUACAAAAAAGUGGGAGAUGCAAGAAACCGGCAAGACGAAAGAGGAGAUCGAUAGGACACUGUUGUGGAAAAAAGCAAGAGAGUUGAAGACAGGAGGAUACGAAUCAGAUGUCAAGAUGAUUGUUGAUAAAAUUGAUGAGCUGCAGAAAUCUGGAAGCUUUGGAGAGGUUACAUGUGGAACACAUGAAGUGCUUACAAAGGCCUUGGGUACUCAGGAACAACGUGGGCGUGUACGAGGCAUGGGUAAAUUUAUAACGCCACAACAAUACUUUUAUUUACCCAAGAAUGUUAAGUAUUACUUGGAGAUUGAGAACGAGAGGGUGGAUAAACGAAUCAACAAACUUGACGAUGACUUGGAGAAACUAAAAAGAGAUGUACUUAAUGUUUCUGAAGCCGCAAGUUGCCAAGUAGGGGGCGUCAUUGAAGAUGUUGAAAAAGAACCACGGGAUGAAUCACUUGAUAAUUCAUGUCUUCUUGCGGUUGAAUUUGUUGCAAAUGUAGUCGCUAAAGGAACCAUAAUGAAGUAUAGUGCAUCGGAUGAAAACAUUGAAGUUAUGAUGGAAACAAUUUUACAAGGAGAAGCUUUAAUACCCAUUCCACUUGAAGAGGAGUUCAUUGUGAAGGGAAAAGUGGUGGGGAAACCUGUAAAGAAACAUGCAACACCAGUGAAGAAAGAUGCAACACCAGUGAAGGAAGGGGAUGAUAUGGAAGAAGGGAAUGGAAUAGAAAAGAAGAUUAAAAAGAAGGAGAAACAAAAAUGUGACCUUGCAAAGAAGGUGGACCAGAGCACAGAUGAAGACAAGGAUAAGGAUUGA